UCCACCGAGUUUGCCCCGGUGCGCGGGGAAGUUUCCCGCGAAGCUCCGCUCCCGGAAAAGGGGGACCAGCCGGCGGCGGCUCUCGAGGUGGCUUCAUGGAAGGAGCGCUUCCUAGAACAAGAAAGGAUCAAAGCUUUCCAGAAAAACAAAUCAUGAGGUCUUCAGAAAUGAGGAGAAGGGCAGCCAUCUGAAAUGGUCAUGAACCCCAAACAAGUCUUCCUCUCGGUGCUCAUAUUUGGGGUAGCGGGACUGCUCCUCUUCAUGUAUUUGCAAGUCUGGAUUGAAGAACAGCACACAGGGAGAGUGGAGAAGAAAAGAGAACAAAAAGCAACUUCAGUGACUAGAGAAAAAAUCCAGGAACAUAUCACCAACCAGAACUCCAAGUUCCAUAUAACUGAGGGUCCCAAGGGGAAAAAGGAAAAUCUGCUCAACUCUGAGAGGCCAACUAGGAUCUUAAGGAAGACCAGCCACCCACAAGGAGAGGAUGGGGCUUUAGGUAAGACCACGGGGCCACCAACAAUUAAGCUGAGUGAAAAACAUGAAGGAAGUAGGACUGUUUUUAAGAAGUUCAACGAGAUGAAGUGGCCUUUGGACAUCCGCCCUUUAAACAAAAGUUUAGUCAAAGACAACAAAUGGAAGGAAACAGAGGUGGCCCAGGAGACACGCAGAUCUUUCCUUCAGGAGUUUUGCAAGAAAUAUGGUGGGGUGAGUCGUCCUCAGUCACAUCUCUUUCAUAUGGUAUCCAGGAUCUAUGUGGAAGAUAAACACAAAAUCUUAUAUUGUGAGGUACCCAAGGCUGGCUGCUCCAACUGGAAGAGAAUUCUGAUGGUACUGAGUGGGUUGGCUUCAUCUGCAUACAACAUCUCCCAUGAUGCUGUUCACUACGGGAAGCAUUUGAAAAAACUAGAUAGCUUCGACUUAAAAGGGAUAUACACUCGUCUGAACACCUACACCAAGGCUGUUUUUGUUCGUGAUCCCAUGGAAAGGUUAGUGUCAGCAUUCAGGGACAAAUUUGAACACCCCAAUAGCUAUUACCAUCCGGUAUUUGGGAAAGCGAUUAUAAAGAAAUAUCGGCCAAAUGCCUGUGAAGAAGCAUUAAAUAAUGGAUCUGGAGUCAAAUUCAAAGAGUUCGUGCACUAUUUGCUGGAUUCCCGCCGUCCUGUAGGAAUGGACAUUCACUGGGAGAAGGUCAGCAAACUCUGCUAUCCAUGUUUGAUCAACUAUGAUUUUGUAGGGAAAUUCGAAACUUUGGAAGAAGAUGCCAAUUACUUUUUACAGCUCGUGGGUGCGCCAAAAGAGCUGAAAUUUCCAAACUUUAAGGAUAGGCACUCUUCUGAUGAAAGAACCAAUGCUCAGGUCGUGAGACAAUAUUUAAAGGAUCUGACUAGAACUGAGAGACAAUUAAUCUAUGACUUUUAUUACCUGGACUAUUUGAUGUUUAAUUAUACGACUCCAUUUUUGUAGUUUGCAUUCAUUUUCUAAAACCCUGUAUUUACUCUAUGAUGAUGGCCUCCAAUCAGCUAACUGUAAUUUUCCUACCAUUCUCUGUAAGAGAGAGAAUUUAACUAAGUGCAGUUGUCUCAAUUUAAUGAAGAUUUUUCCCAGAUAGUCUGACACCAAUUGGCAAAAAGUUAUAGGAAAAUUACCUUACAGAGACGUGUAAACAACUUGAGUUGCUCUCAAAUGUUUGGGAAAUAGCUGCUUUUGCAUUAUGGAUUAUAUUAUAGAAGCAAUAACCUAGCCAGCUGCUGCAUUAGCUUCAACAGCCUCUUGCAAUGAUAGGAAAAGGGAUCUAAAAUAGCAUGAGUAUAUGUCUACAUCCUAGAAUUUGAUGUCUAAAGUGCAUGGAUGUAUUUUUAGCGGUCUGUGACAUACUACCUACACACUGGAGAGUUUCCUUACACCCCGGAAAUCUUCUUAUCAACUGUGAUGAUAAAUCAAUUUUGAAAUAAUAUUUUGGACCUAGCAUUUCACUUUAGAUUGGAAGGUGUAUGUGAUUUACAAUAUGAGGAUAUAGCAGAAAAAACAGAUGAGGCUAUGGCUUUUUAUAUUCAACAGCCAACAAAAGAUGCACAGCAUGCUACGAUCAAAGCAGCAAAAACAACCUUCCCCUUCCAGAAAAACUUAAGGGAAUUAAUUCUGUUUUCUUUUGAGCCCUCUGUGCAGAGACAGAAUGAGCAUAACCACUAAAGGUCUUCGCUUCUGAAGCAGGCGGUUGAGAAGUUUAAGCCUCAUCAGAUAUAAAUGUGCUCCUAAUUCUGGUUUAAUUGGGCAGAAGGGAAAUUGUUUCAGGAUGGAAUAAUCAUCAAAAACAAAGUUGCCCCUCUGAAUGUAGGCCUCAAACAAUAACAAAGUUUUAUAAGAAUAUUAUCUGAAUCAAAGCAUCAUGUGCGUAGCUUUCUUUGCGGAAUGUGCUCU
Molecule: messenger RNA, 2418 nt
Organism: Neogale vison (American mink)
Lineage: Eukaryota; Metazoa; Chordata; Mammalia; Carnivora; Mustelidae
Gene: CHST9
Product: carbohydrate sulfotransferase 9
Exons: 5
Coding region: 193-1464 (423 amino acids)
Biological process (GO): carbohydrate biosynthetic process; proteoglycan biosynthetic process
Cellular component (GO): membrane
Molecular function (GO): sulfotransferase activity
Source: RefSeq, a predicted model, not a curated record